AUGGACUCCAUUAUCCAUAUCAGAGCUUCGAAAAAUGAUACGGGCAAAAACGAUUGCCCUAUCCAAUCCCUUGAUGAGAAUGCCACCCAAAUGUUCAUUGGCGGCAUGUCCUUUUACAAGUUCAACAUGAUUUUAUCGGGAAGCUUUGCUGCAGCAUCAUGUCUCAUCAUCUUUGUUCACAUGUUCCUUCACGCAACGCAUCUCAGCAAAAAGAACGAACAAAUCAAAAUUCUCCGGAUCUCCUUGAUCAUACCAUUUUGGUCAAUCAUUUCUUUCCUAUCGAUUUGCUUCCCGGCAGCUCAGGUGUACCUUGAACCGUGGCUGGAAGUCGUUCAAGCUGUCUGCUUAGGCACCUUCUUUCUUCUGAUGUGCGAAUUCGUCUCGCCCAGCGAGCAGCACCGAGAUGUCUUCUUCGCUGCUCUGACGGUGAAGGACAAGAAAUCAGAGACCGGGACUCAGGAUGGACUUCAAUGGUUCCAGCGGAUGUGGUUUUCGAUCUUCCAAUACCCGGUCGUCGCACUCCUGGUUGCCAUCCUCACAGCCAUUACCCAAGCUGCGGGAGUUUACUGUGAAUUUGCAAGCAAGGCGCACUUCGCCAAGAUUUGGCUCUCCAUCAUCGGCAGUGUUUCUCUCACAAUUGCCAUUAUGACGGUUAUUCGUUUCUAUGUGCGGUUGAAGUCCGACCUCGCCCACCACCAGCCACUGGCCAAGUUCCUCUCGUUCAAGUUGGUUGUGUCUUUGACCUUCCUUGAGAACAUCAUUUUCUGGAUCCUGAGAGACGUCAACGUUCUGAACCCAACCCCUAUGCUGACAUGGGCGGACCUCAACAUCGGUAUUCCGUCAAUGCUCAUCUGCAUUGAGAUGUUCCCGUUGUCGAUCUUCUUCCACUACGCCUACUCUUACCGCCCUUAUGUCAUUGGAAGCGGACGCAGCCGUCGUCCUAUCGCCGGCGACCUCGAGGCAUACGAGCCUCAAACCUACUCCGGCGGUCCUCUGGGUUUCUGGGCAUUGAUCGAGCUUUGGAACCCCAUGGAGAUUGUGGAGGCUAUCAGGUUCGGUCUGCACAUGAAGGCAGAGCAAAGGAGGCAGAAGAAUGCGCAGAAGGGAUUCCCUAUGACGGCCUAUCAACAGGUUCAGAAUGGUCAAGAGGACAUGUAUGGAAGACACUAG
Molecule: messenger RNA, 1170 nt
Organism: Colletotrichum karsti
Lineage: Eukaryota; Fungi; Ascomycota; Sordariomycetes; Glomerellales; Glomerellaceae
Product: duf300 domain-containing protein
Exons: 6
Coding region: 1-1170 (389 amino acids)
Biological process (GO): transport
Molecular function (GO): transporter activity
Source: RefSeq, a predicted model, not a curated record